Molecule: messenger RNA, 150 nt
Organism: Aspergillus japonicus CBS 114.51
Lineage: Eukaryota; Fungi; Ascomycota; Eurotiomycetes; Eurotiales; Aspergillaceae
Exons: 1
Source: RefSeq, a predicted model, not a curated record
AAAAAGCUUAAACUCCCUAUUAAAGCAACUGCUUUAGCCUAUACUUUAAAAAAAAAAGGCUAUUUCCAGUAUAAAGUACUUUACAAACUAUUUUUUACUUCAGCCAAUAAAAAAGUAAGGUUAGCCUGGGCAUUUAAAUACUUAAAUUAG